AUGUCGCGCCAUCGAAAUGUCCGAAAUAUUAAAGUUGAAGAGAUUUUCGAGGAAGAGGGGUAUUACGAUGAUUAUGGAGACGAGGAACAAAUGAAAGCAGGAUUACAAAAAGUCAGAAAAGUUAUCGGAGUCGAUAAUGGCAUUACUAAUGCCGAAAUCGAAAAUUCAUUAUGGAAUUACUAUUUUGAUACGAAUGAGACUAUUAAUUGGCUUUUAGAAAAAAUUCGCAAGAAUCAAGAGAAUCAAAGCAAACCUACUUCACCACUACCUCCUAAACAAAAAGAAUUUCCAUCGGUACCGUUAAAAUUAAAAAAUUCUCAAGCAUCUGUCAAAAAAGUCUCGGAAUCUCCUCACAUCUCAAAAAAACGCAAAUCAAAAACAGAUCCAUAUAUAAUAAAAAAUGAGACUUGUUCGAAAGGAUGCGUUCAUGACAAGAGCUUUGUCGCUCCUGCUGAUCUUUGGUCUUGGUAUAACGUUAAAUGGUCAUGUCCAAGAAAUGGAAAUUCGAUAAUAAUUCCUGUUAAGCACCAUCUCAUUGACUCGCGAGGGAGAAUGACAAGACAAACUGGUUUGCUUGGUGGAGCAGAUAAUCCAGAGUUUGAUGAUGGAUCGCAAAAAAAAACUAAUUUUAAACCGGAGAUAUCGAGAAAUCGCAUAGGAUUAGCUUCUUUACAUGUCAAUGAAGGGUCAAAUCCACGUACAUUGAAAAAAUCGAAUCCUGAAGGUCCGGCUAGUACUAGACUAUCAUCUUUAUCCCACUCUAAUACUGAAACACCUGCGAGUCGGCCAUCUUUAUCUGCCUUGGCACAAUCGAGCGCCAGACAAUCGACUAGACCUUCAUUAACAGAUUUGGCAAAGAUUUCCUCCUCCUCUUCAAAAGAAAAAUCUCUAUCCUCCAUUCUAUCAUCGAAAAAUAAAAGUGACGAACGUCCAUCUUUGUCAUCAUUGGCCCAAAAAUCUCAAUCUAACAACCGUGUGUCAUUGACAAGUCUAAUUCAGAAACUUGAUUAUAUACCAAUUAGCCGAUCUACUUUUCAACGUUCUGCUGAAGGCAGUCAAUCGUUGCUUUCCUCUCAGACAUCCAUUCCACAGCCCCCAUUGGAAAAUCAUCUUCUCGAGAAUAAAGCUCAAGUCAUAAGUAACAAGAACAUUUCGACAAUACCAAGUUUAUCAGAUCUUGCAAAGCUAAAAGCAUCGGUGUCAAAUCAAAUUGUGUUAGAUAAUAAUUCUCCCGUGGUUGUCUCCGAAAAUAAAGAAAAUGAAAACAUGUUAUUAUUAUCUUCGAAUGUUUCUUCUAAUUCUUUAAUCGCGCCGCCAUCCAUUUUUGCGAAAACAAUAUUUGCAAAAUAUGAAGACGCCAAUCCACCAACUAUUAUUGACCAUUUUACGUUUGAUAUAUUCUCGUCAGGCGAAAAUAAGAAAUUCAAUUUUAAUCAACCAAGUCCUGAUGACAUCGUGAUGAAGGCACAAAGCCAAAAAGGAGGUGUAAAUGCAAAAGAAAAGGCAAAAGAAAAGGCCAAACAAACCAUUACAGCAGCAACUACGACCACUUCAGCCACAACUCCUCUGCAAUCUAAAGUGGCUACACCGUCAACUUCAAAGGUACGAAACAUAAUGAAUUCAUCGCAGCAAACGUCAAAGUCAACAAAAGUAGGAGCAGAAUAUAUUGAUGAUGAGGAUUCUAUCAUUGAAGUUAUUGAGAAUGAAGAUGAUGAACAAUUAAGAUUUGAUUUGUCUGCUCUCAAUCUCGCAUCUACAAAUGUACCCGACAAACCUUCUACUAGUAAAUCCGUAUCUUCUAUACAAACAAAAAGUUCACAAUCAGUUAGCGCAAAUAAACCGAAAAUACAACAAGCUAAACCUCCUCAAAAACUUGCCAAUCGUAUUGAUGUUAUAUCUGAAUAUAAAAAACGCACUUCAGAUAAGGAAUCCUUGAAUUUAGUGGUCAUUGGUCAUGUAGAUGCAGGAAAAAGCACAUUGAUGGGACAUCUACUUUAUUUAUUGGGUGAAGUGAACGAGAAAACAAUGAAGAAAUAUGAAAGAGAUUCUCAAAGAAUUGGGAAAUCAUCAUUCGCAUACGCAUGGGUUUUAGAUGAAACUGGUGAAGAAAGAAGCCGAGGAAUUACUAUGGAUAUUGCAAUCACUAAAUUUGAAACAGAACAUCGACGGUUCACUUUAUUAGAUGCACCUGGUCAUCGAGAUUUUAUCCCUAAUAUGAUAUCAGGAGCAGCACAAGCCGACGUUGCAAUUCUGGUAGUUGACGCGACUACCGGAGAAUUUGAGGCCGGAUUUGAGGCUAACGGUCAAACAAAAGAACACGCGCUAUUAGUAAGAAGUUUGGGUGUACAACAGUUAGUAGUCGCGAUAAAUAAACUUGAUGUUGGAUGGUCAAAAAAACGAUUUCAUGAGAUUGAAGGAAAGCUUGAUACUUUCCUAAUGCAAGCUGGCUUUAAACGUGAUAAAGUGAAAUACGUACCUUGUAGCGGAUUAACAGGAGAAAAUUUAUUGACAAAAUCUGAGGAGAAACUCGAUUGGUAUCCGGGUCCAACACUAGUUAAACAAAUAGAUUCCUUUGAACCACCUACACGACUUCUAGACAAACCAUUUCGUCUCUCUAUAACAGAUUUCUUUAAGGGUGGAUUGGGUGGUAGUGGUGGAGUAUCUGUGGCGGGUCGAAUAGAAGCGGGCACAAUACAAAUUGGUGAGCAAGUUUUGGUAGUCCCAGGAGGCGAGUAUGGGACAAUAAAAGAUUUGAAUGAUGAAUCAGCUAAAUGGGCUGCAGCUGGUGAUAAUGUCUUGAUGUCGUUGACCGGUUUAGAUAUCAUGCAAUUAAGUAUUGGCGCUAUUUUAUGCUCUCCUUCGAAUCCGGUUCAAGUGACUUCGCAUUUCCUUGCUCAAAUUGUUGUCUUUGAUGUCAAAGUGCCUAUUACAAAAGGAUUCCCAGUUAUCCUCCAUCAUCAUAGCCUUGAUGAACCCGCUUCAAUAGUCGAUCUAAUAGCUGUUGUUGAUAAAAGCACUGGUGAAGUAAUAAAGAAGAAGCCAAGGCAUCUACCCAAAUCAACAACAGCCACUGUCGAAAUCAAACUUACAAAUCGACCCAUCCCCCUCGAGACUUUUCGAGAAAAUAAAGAGAUUGGAAGAAUAACACUGAGAAAAGGAGGUGAUACUGUUGCUGCUGGUGUAAUAAUUGAAGUGAGUAAUUCAUAUUUUCAAGUGUUUAAUACUGGUUAA
Molecule: messenger RNA, 3231 nt
Organism: Ambispora leptoticha
Lineage: Eukaryota; Fungi; Glomeromycota; Glomeromycetes; Archaeosporales; Ambisporaceae
Source: the annotation of a GenBank genome assembly